Oldenlandia corymbosa var. corymbosa is the source of this 2370-nucleotide messenger RNA. Lineage: Eukaryota; Viridiplantae; Streptophyta; Magnoliopsida; Gentianales; Rubiaceae. The record is from the annotation of a GenBank genome assembly.
AUGAAUGUGACAACUUCGUCUGGUUCUUCUGCUAGAUUUGAGGCGAACGAUGAUGAAGAAGACGGAAGCAUGACUGUCACAACUUCAUAUGGUUCUUCUGCUCGAUUUGGUGCUGCGAAUAGUGAUGACGAAGGAAGCAUGACUGUAACAACUCCAUCUGGUUCCUCUGCUAGCAUGGAAGAUGGUGAAACUUUUGAUGGUGAAACAUCACCAGGCCAGUGGUUUGGGGGAUGGAAAAUGGUUGGAAUGAAGGAAAUUUUUUUUGAAGCAGACUAUCUCGUGUGCGAGUCUGUUUAUUCAACCAACUGCGAGCUGAAAUUCUCAGAAAAUCUCCUUGAAGCUAAAGGUCUAGUUGCCAACAGUGACCAAGAUGAUUUCUGCAUUCGGUUUAGAUUAGAUAACAUUGUGCGCAUUGAAUCUACAUGGGUUGGAAGGACAUCAAAAGUCAGGAUUUAUGCGCCUUCAGAAAAUGAAGAAGAUGAAACUGAUAUUCGUUUUACAGGGACCAUAAAGUUAGAGUUUGCUGUUAUGGACCCUCAGUGGCAUGAGAAAUGUGAGGCAAUUCGAUCUUUGGAUGUCAGAUAUAAUGCAAUAUGGAAAGUUGCCAAUGAGAUGGAAGAGUAUGAAGACAAUUUGAGCCAGCAGGCAUUGCCGUUUCAGAAUAGUUACUUUCCUGAUUUUAGGCAUUUUGAAGAUUUUAUCUAUCCACAAGGGGAUGCUGAUGCUGUUUCCAUUAGUAAGAGAGAUGUUGAUCUACUACAACCGGACACUUUCGUCAAUGAUACUAUUAUUGAUUUUUAUAUUAAAUACUUGAAGGACAAAAUGCAGCCUGAGAAGCGGCAAAGGUUCCAUUUCUUCAAUAGCUUUUUCUUCCGCAAGCUGGCUGACUUGGAGAAGUAUCCUCCAGGGUCUUUUGAUGGCAGAGCUGCUUUCCUUCGCGUCCGUAAAUGGACAAGAAAGGUGAACUUGUUUGAGAAGGACUUCAUAUUUAUUCCUGUUAAUCACAAUUACCAUUGGAGUUUACUCGUCAUCUGUCAUCCUGGUGACGUGGCUAGCUUCAGAGAUGAAAAUGCGAUUGAUUUGGCUAGAGUACCAUGCAUAUUGCAUAUGGAUUCUAUCAGAGGAACCCAUGGGGAUCUCAAAACCCGUAUACAAAGUUACCUGUACGAGGAAUGGAAAGAGCGACAAAAGGAAUCGUCUGAGGAUAUCUCUUUGAAGUUUUCAAAUUUGAGAUUCAUUUCUCUUGAGCUUCCACAACAGCAGAACUCUUAUGAUUGUGGUCUAUUUCUUCUCCACUAUGUGGAGCAGUUUUUGGAGGAAGAUCCAAUCAGUGUCAGCCCAUUCAAGAUCACACCACUUAUGAGAUUUCUUACUGCUGAUUGGUUUCCACCGUCUGAACCUUCGCUCAAGCGCCGUGAGAUACAGAAGUUGAUUUAUGACCUUCUUGAGAAUCAUUGUGAAGAAACUUCUCCAACACCUAGUGAUGACAAUUAUCAUCCCCUUAACCAUUCUGAGACUGCAAAUGCAAUGGAGUUUCCUUCUGAGGGCUUAUCAAAACGAUGUGAUGUGAAUUUAUUGCCCUCUCGAGCUGAUAAUGGUCUUGGGAUGAAUCUCUUUCCAGCUCCUUUGGUGGGGUCUCCUUGUGCUAAUGAUACUGGCAUAAAUUCAGUGGAGCUUUUUGACUCCAAUGCUACAGGAUGCUCAGUGAAUAUUCAGUAUCAAGCUUUCCACAGAAUGCCGUCCUUUAAUGGAUUUAAAAGCACUCUGGCAUCAAUCGAGGAAGGUGCUGGAAGUAUUGAAAAUAUUGCCCCUGAAACACGUGACUUCUCAUGUUCAUCAAGGGAUAUGAGAACUGAGGCAUCGUGGAACCAAGGGAGCUCAAUUCAUCAAACUGCAUGCCAGGAUGAUGGCAUUGCUUCACUGACUGUAGAAUCUGUCUUCUUCACCGACAAUUCUUUAGAAGUACAACAAGAUGGAGAAUGCCAAGUUGGUGGAGGAAUCACGUUGCAUGAGAAAAUGGAUCUGACAAGUCAUACUCCUGCAGGAAAUGUUCAGUGCCUAACAGAUAACUUUGCCCCUGUCGCUAAUCCGAUGCUGAAUGUUGCAGACCCGCACGGUUCCAAGUUGACCAUUCAUCAAGAUGAUAACCUCAAUCAAGAUGAUACUGCUGAUGCUUUAGAUGCAUGCCGGAUGGGUAUACCUGAUCUUUUGAAACGAGGAAUCGAGUGUGUUGCGGGUGCAGCUUAUAAUAACGCUGACCCAGCAUUGGAAUUGGAGGAACUAGAGGUGAAACAUGCUGCAAAAAGACCUCGAUUUGUGCCAAGUGCUGAAGAACAUGCACUAACCCAACCGGAAGAUUUGUGUCCGUGA